AUGGCUGAAACAGCAGAGGACUUGGCUGAAAAGAAGAAGAAAAGAACUUUCCGUAAGUUCACGUACAGAGGUGUUGACUUGGACCAGCUGUUGGAUAUGUCCAUGGAUCAGCUCGCAGAUCUGUUUAAUGCACGUCAGCGUCGGCGAUUGAACCGAGGUUUGAAACGGAGACCUCUGGCACUUAUGAAAAGGCUGAGGAAGGCUAAGAAGAAUGCUGGACCUUUAGAGAAACCAGAGGUGGUAAAGACACAUCUCCGAGACAUGAUAAUUGUUCCAGAAAUGAUUGGAUCUAUUGUUGGUGUAUACAAUGGCAAAACAUUUAAUCAAGUUGAAAUCAAGCCUGAGAUGGUUGGCCACUAUUUGGGUGAAUUUUCCAUCACCUACAAGCCUGUUAAACACGGCAGACCUGGUAUUGGUGCUACCCAUUCCUCCAGGUUUAUUCCACUCAAGUAG
Molecule: messenger RNA, 453 nt
Organism: Candidula unifasciata
Lineage: Eukaryota; Metazoa; Mollusca; Gastropoda; Stylommatophora; Geomitridae
Source: the annotation of a GenBank genome assembly